UUCAUAACGAGGCCAGUGUAAACUAACGAUUGAUUAUUUUAAAAUUUAUUAAAAUAUAUCUUGGAUAGGCAGUUUCUAUAUCACUAAAUGAAUUGAAAGAGUUACAGGGUGCUUGGAUGUCAAAAUCAUCAUGGAUGAAUUAAACAAAAAGUGAAAGUUUUAUACUUAAUAUCAAACUGGGUUAAUCUGCUGAAUGAGACAAAAUGCAUCGUUAUACACAACAUUUUGGAUAUAAAGACUUCAUCCAUUUAUCAGUGGUCCUCCUGCUACAAGUUACAUAUGGAAUAUCACAAGAGAGGCGGACAUUUCCACCAUUAUUCAAUGCAGGGGAGAUAAAACCAGUAUCCACUGUGCCAUCACAGAGUACAUGUGGGAUCCCAGUUAGAAGCGCACAUUGUAAAAGUUCAACUUUCAUGACAUCAAUCAGCGAAUGUCGCCAAGAACUUUGUGAACAAAACUGUCCACAGAGGACUACUUUACCGAGCCAUUUUGAUUUUUUACUUGCAUUGAACUAUGGGCCGUGUGUCAUAACUGAUACAGUCAAUGUUCGCCCUGGAAGUACGGGUCAAUAUUCAGCCGUGUUUAGUGCAGGGGACCAGUGUUAUUUGUCCCCCCUCACUGAGCCUAGCUUGGGUGCUAAUGGGGCCUUUACUGUUGCCUUCUGGAUAUGGCAGGAACCAGAAAAUAUAGGAACUGUAAUGGAGAAGGCAAGUGAAGGGGGUGCUUCCAUUGUCAGGAUCAGAGUGAGCACUUCUAAGUUAAUGUUAACACUGCGCACCAGUGUUGGUGGCUCAGAGGUGCACAAUCUUGACAGUAUACCUCCACGCACAUGGAUGCAUGUUGCUAUUCAGGUAUAUGCUACACACCUGAGUUUCUACCUGAAUGGGCUUGGUGUGGGUUACAGCGCCCGCAACACAGCUGUUCUACCUGGCCAGGUUCAAGAUGGGCCUGGAAUAACCAGAUUAGGGCAGAGGGUCAAUGGUCAAGACCAGUAUGAAGGAAGAUUGCAAGAUUUCAGAUUCUAUGAUGAAACACUCACAAAUAGGGAAAUUGAGGCAGUGUACAGUGGUAAUUUCCCAGAUGUGCACAUCCAGUCUAAUUGCCGAUGCCCCUCGUCACAUCCUCGUAUCAAACCCUUACAUGAUAGAUACUGCAUCCGCAAUGGUGUGCCAGAUAAUACAGGAGAUGAGUCGCUAAGAUUGAAUGAUGACGCUCACCCACUGGAGUACUUGAAUGAUGGAGAUAGUAACAGCAUCUGGGUGUCGGCAAUUCUAGAUGAUACAACCAUCACAAUAGACCUCUUGGAUCAGUAUCAGGUAUUUUACGUCGUGCUACAGUUCUACAGUCCCCAGCCUAAGAUUGUUACGAUAGAACGGCGUCGCACAAACACUUCAGAAUGGGAAACAUGGCAACUUUAUGCCGAAGACUGUCAGCUUGCAUUUGGUCAACCUAAUAAUGGGCCUCUAGAAACCCCCACUUCUACAAACUGCAUCCAGUUUCCAACAAACCCAGCUGUGCCUUCCUCCAAGGGGAACAUUACACUGAAUCUCCUGGCCCCAGAACCUGUACCACGUCCAGGCUACAAUGAUUUUUACAAUACGCCAGAAUUGUUUGAUUUUGUGAGGGCAGCUCAAGUCAGAGUGAGGCUCCAAGAUCAUUAUUACGUCACUAAUACACGUCAUCGAUACUUUGGACUCUAUGAGUUCAUUGUGACCGCAAGAUGUAAUUGCCAUGGACACGCAGAAACCUGUGAUACAACUCAGCCGACAUACAAGUGUAAUUGUCUCCCAUCUAGUAACACAGAAGGAAACCAGUGUGACACCUGUAAGGCAUUAUACAAUGAUAAACCUUUCUAUGUUGGUGACCCAUUCAAUACAUAUGACUGCAAGGCCUGCCAGUGCUAUAACCAUGCUACAAGCUGCGUUUAUGAUGUUAAUGUUGACCCCUUUCCCGAUGAAUACAACAGGGGAGGGGGAGGAGUUUGUGUGGACUGUCAGCAUAACACACAGGGCAGAAGAUGUGACAGUUGUAUAACAAACUACUUCAGAGAAACUGACAAGAGUCUGUUUGCGGAGGAUGUAUGCACAGCAUGUGAUUGUUUCACAGAUGGAGUGGCUGCUAAUAUCACGGACUGUGAGAAAGUUGGAGGUCAGUGUUCAUGCAAAGCUAAUGUCGGAGGUAGAACAUGCGACUCCUGUAAAGACGGCUUUUACAACUUAGAAGGGAGUAAUCUCGAUGGAUGCAACAGCUGUAAUUGCGAGACAUCAGGCACUGUCAAUGGUGACGUAAAAUGUCAUCAAACUACUGCCCAGUGUAACUGUAAACCUAAUGUCAGAGGUUUACAUUGUGAUGCCUGCAAUUAUGGGUACUUCCAUUUAAAUGCUAGUGACCCCCUAGGGUGUUCCCCCUGUCAAUGCAACCCCCAGGGGUCUACUUCACAAUUUUGUAACCCUGAUGAUGGCCAGUGUCUGUGUAAAGAGAACGUCAUUGGGGUUCAGUGUGACCAGUGUGUUGAUGGAUUCUGGGACUUUGAUAAUGGCUGUCAGCCAUGUGGAUGUAAUGAAGAUGGAACAGUUGAGGGGACAACAUGUGAGAAAUCAACAGGACAGUGUAUCUGUAAAGAAAAUGCCAUGGGCCUAAAAUGUGAUGAAUGUCGCGAUACGUUUUACGAUUUGGGGUCCGAUCCAGCCCGGGGAUGUCUCCCAUGUAAUUGUGACGUUGCAGGCUCUGUCAAUGGAUCAAGUUUCUGUAAUAAGAUCAAUGGAACCUGCGAGUGUAAACGAUUUGUAACAGGAUUAACAUGUAAUCAAUGUGUGUCGAAUACAUGGAAUCUGACUGAAGCGAAUGAAGAUGGAUGUAUACCAUGUGGAUGUGACCCUACAGGUACAGAAGAGGGGGCCACUAUAGAUCCUAGUGACCUCGUAUGUAACCAGAAUACUGGCCAAUGUGCAUGUUUAUCUUCUCGGAUUGGACGAACGUGUAAUGACUGUUCAAGAGGCUAUUAUGUGAACAAUAUCCCAGGAGGCGGUUGCUUUCCUUGUGGCUGCUCCAAAAGUGGAACUGUUCGUUUCACUGCAUGUGACUCACAAACGGGCCAAUGUUCCUGUAGGGAGGGAAACAGUGGAGUUGCAGGACGUGCAUGUGAUUCCUGUAAACCAACAUACAACAAGUUCAGUCCUGGUGCCGGGACGUGUUCCCCAUGUGAGUGUUCUCCCUCUGGUAGCACCAAUGACACGUGUCACUUCCAAACAGGACAGUGUAAUUGUAAAGAAUUUGUCACUGGCCAAAAAUGUGAUGAAUGUGUCCCUGAGUCCAGUAAUCUAGAUGCUGAGAAUCCACAAGGGUGCAGCAAAACUCCUUCCCAACAACCACCGCCUACAAGUGUAGCUAAAGGACCACGUCAUCUUAGCUUAAAAUGGAUGCCGCCAGAUUAUCCCAAUGGGCCCAUUCUUAUGUACAAACUAUACAGAAAUGGAAGGAUGAUUGUCAGUCAAGACCCUAACGUUCUACAGUAUGAAGAUACGGGGCUUGAACCAAACACUGAUUAUACCUACGUGAUUGCGGCAAGUAACAUCCAUGGAAGUGUGAGGAGUCCUCCUGUGACAUUCCGCACCCCUCCAGCAGCACCCACAGGAGACCUCGGUUUAAAGGCUACAAACAUUGGAGCCAAAACGGCAUCAUUUGAAUGGCAUGCUCCUCCAGGCUCAAAUGGAGCAAUCACUUCAUAUAAGCUCUACUCUUAUAACCCUUUCCAAUCAUAUAUCCCAUAUUUUCAUUUUAAUACAACCAAUGGUGAUGUUACCAGCGCAGUCCUGAAUGAUUUGACUGCAUACACAAAUUACACGUUCAUCCUUCGUGCAAGCACUAAUGGUGGAAGUCUCGACAGUGAACCAGUGAUUGUGAUGACACAUGAAGCAAUUCCCGAAGACCAGAGAGAGCCAAAUAUCACCCCAGUGUCCUCAUCUUCUCUAUUUGUACAAUGGGACCACCCUACACGUCCAAAUGGAAUUAUAAUUUUCUACGAGUUAUGGCUCCGAGGUUUGCUUCAACCAAAUGGUGAACGUGACCCCGAGACGAUUCGUGUUUUCCACGCUGCUGGUCAAUACAAUCCUAACCCUGGAAAGGACCCUGAGGAAAAUGCCCUGGCAGAGCCUGCAACUAACUUCACAAUACAUGGACUAGAGCCAUAUACACAAUACGAGCUCCAAGUCCUUUGUGAGAAUAGCGUGGGAAAAGCUGCAAGUCUCUGGGUUGGUGCAACUACACUUGAAGAAUUACCCCUUUCCACACCAACUCCUACAGUUGUAGCCUACACAUCAUCACAGUUUAAUAUUUCCUGGCUCCCACCAAUCAGAACAGAGGCUCGAGGUGUCAUUUUAGAGUACCGCAUCUAUGUAGAGCGUCAGACAGACACAUUGGCUAAUCCAUUUGCUCCUCCUAUAUACCACGAGGUUAUCUACACUGGAAAUUCGACAUCAUAUAUAGCUGAUGGAUUUAAGCCAUACUCAAGUCACACCUUCCACGUUGGGGCAUGUAACAGUAUUGGUUGUGUCAACAGUUCAACAACUACACAGACGACAUUAGCAGCUGCUCCAUCUGAACCUGCACCUCCUUCUGUCAGUGGGUACAAUGCCUCGACAAUGAGUAUCAAAUGGGAUGCUCCACAAGAAAUCAAUGGGCCUGACCCCACAUAUCAUGUCGAGAGGGCAGCCACAGCAUUCAACCACCCCCCUCCUACAGUGGAGAAGGGUACGAGAUUCCCUGGGGGUGGCUAUUACAAGUUUAAACCAGACACUGUUCCACAGAGUGUAACAUUUACAGGUAUUGAGAUUGAGUUCAGGACGUGGCAGAGAGAUGGACUAUUGAUGUUUGCUGCCUCUGAGGGCAAUCAAGAGGAAUUCUUCGCCAUACAGCUCAGCAAGGGACGACCUUGGUUCCUGUUCGACCCCCAAGGCUGCUAUACAUGGAUAGAACCAGAUCCAGAAUUAGACGGUAAUGUCACAUACUCAGAUGGGGAGUGGCAUCAAUUGAAGGCACAGCGUUCAGGAACUGACGCUUAUAUAUCUGUGGAUGGAAACGAAGGUACAAAAGUUGGAACAUGUGCCACUGGAACUAUAAUAGGUCCCAAUACAGGAGUUUAUAUCGGAGGCCUUCCAAAGGAUUUUGUCAUGAGGCGCAAAGAAACGGAUAAGAGAGCUAAUGUCGUUAGACAAAGUUUCCAAGGCUGUCUGGGUAAAAUCACUAUAGUAAAGCAAGAAGUUCCUGUAGAGAUAAAAGAAGAACUGAAAUGGGAAGAUGCCAUUUUAAAUCACCAAGCCUCACCCACAUGGGAGGGAUGCCCUAUAAACCUCCAGGAUGGAAUUCAUUUUCUUGGCAGAGGUUUUUUGGCAAUCACUACAUACUCACCUCCCACCUACAAAUUCCGUGGUGGUAAAAAUUUCCACAUUACCUUUGAUUUACGGACAAAUUUCCGCUCUGGGCUACUGUUUUUCGGCCAUGGGGUAAAAGAUGUGUACUUCUAUGGGGAGCUCAUAGAUGGGAAUAUACACUUUGUGUUUAGCAAUGGCGUUGUGGAUUCGACCGUCACAUACCCGAAUAACCUCAUUUCAGCAUGCAAUGGUGAUUGGUUGAAUGUUAAUUUCACCAAAUCUGGCUCUGAACUUUCCAUACAAGUUAACAAAGAGAGCCCUGUGAUUGGCCAAGGAGAUCCCCAAGUUUUGGCUAUUGUGGUGAUGACAUCAUCUUUCUACGUCGGUGGAAUCCCAAAUGAAGGCCCCGUUGCAGAUUUUGUAUCUGAUCAUGGUUUAAGCCUUCAAGAUGGCUUUGGAGGGUGUAUCAGGAACCUAUAUCUAAAUGACAAAGCGAAUACAGCAGAUUUUAUGACGCUUUUGGCUGAUAUUGACAAUGUUAACUUGGAUGGGUGCCCAUCUCAGAACACCAAUACUACUGUUGGACCAUGUGGGAAUAACCAUCCCUCAGAAAUAUACAGUGGGCCAGGCAAGCAGGCAUUUGACAAUAACCUUGAGCCAUUCACUGACUACAUCUACCGCACAAUAGCUGAGAAUCACGCAGGAUCUAGCUCUAGCAACUGGGCUGGAGGACGCACGAAAGAAGGAGCCCCAACUGGUGUUUACAGUCCCACCAAUGUAGAAGCAGUGACAGGGUACAUUAUCAGUGCAGAGUGGCAGGCACCAAGUGGCCAAACAGGGCUGUUGAAGGAAUACCGCUUACGAGGCCAUGAUCUUGACAGAGGAAACGGCACUAUGGUGGAGACGUCAUUUAACAUUAGUACAUUUGCAGGUGAAAUAACAACAGCUAUACCAUAUACCAACUACAGUGUUCAUCUAGUGGCCUGCACAGCUGGGGGGUGUACAGAGAGUGUAGGAGUAAAUGUAUUGACCAAAGAAGAAGCCCCAGAGGAAGUGUCAGUACCUACUGCGGAAGUAGGACCAACAUAUCUGUAUAUGAAAUGGACUCUUCCUGCUAAACCUAAUGGUGUAAUAACAGGGUACUUCCUCUACAGAGAUAACCUUGAGGUUUACAGUGGAGGUGAAAUGGCCUUCAAUGUUACCAAUCUGAAUGUGUAUGUUGGCUAUGAGUUCUAUGUAAGAGCCUGUACCAAAGUGGGGUGUUCUAAUGGACCUUCAACAACCAUCAGUACAGCACAAUUGCCACCAAGCUUUGUAGAUAAGCCAGCACUAACUGUCCUAGGUACAAAAAGAGUGUUUGUGGAGUGGUCCAGACCUGCACAAUUGAAUGGGGCUCUAAAACGAUACCUUCUCUAUGUGUCUACACUUGCCGAUUCUCACGGGGAAGUACGUUACAACAGCUCUGAUUUCUUCCUGGAUUACACACUAGAGGGCCUGAAUGCUGGCUCAACAUAUUACAUACGUGUAGCGGCAUGUACAGGAGGUGGCUGUACUAAGAGUGAGCCCAGUCUAGCUACUACUGAAGAGAGUGCCCCUGAGGAUGUAUUUGACCCCACAUGGACAUCUCCCAGUCCCUCAGAGCUCUAUAUAACAUGGCAGAUACCUGGUCUUCCCAAUGGUAACAUACUAAAAUAUGAGCUAUAUCAAAAUGGCUUGAUGGUAUUCAGUAAUGCAACCACCCGUGAAUACAGGGCCACUGGGCUUGAACCAUACAGUUUACAUACACUUCGAGUCGUGGCCUGUACAGCUAAGGGGUGCGGAUCAAGCAAUGAGGUCCAGGCACGAACUAUGGAGGCUCCACCUAUUGGUACAGUUGUCCUGGAGAUGCGAGUGAAUGGGCCGAGAUCUGUGAGUGUACGUUGGAACCCACCUUCAGUACCCAAUGGACGUGUCUACUUCGAUAUAUAUUUCCAAGGACUCUACUACAGAGAUGCAGAUAAUUGGGAUUAUUCCACCGUGAGGGAACGUCGGAGUUUACAUCGCACUGAGACCAGUGGAAGAUGGGUUGAGAUAGACACUCUCAUUUCAGACAGUAUAUACAGCAUACAGGCCAAUGCAUCUAACACCAAGGGUUUCAUUAUCAGCAACACACAAGUGGCAACCAUGCCCCCAGGAGCUCCGGAUGGUGUCAGGCCCCCAGUUUUGGUAUCCCCCUCCCCCACUCAGAUUAGAGCCACAUGGCAACAAGUGGGAAGAGCCAACGCCAGGCAACAACCACUAUUUCAGUUACAGUUCCGACACACUUUUCCUGGUGCCAUUGUGGAAGAUCUAUUUGCUGAAACUACAACAGCCACAACAUUCCUCAAGGAAGGACUUAACCCUUAUACAGAGUAUCAAAUGAGACUAGUGGCCAGUAACACAUAUGGACAGACCAACACAGAAUGGGUGUCUCUUUAUACUAUGCAAGAUAAGCCCUCAAGCAUAGACCCUCCCAUGACAGGCAACAUACAAGCCAGACAAGUGGACGUUAUAUGGGAACAACCAGCACGUCCUAAUGGCAUCAUUAUGAAAUACAACAUAUACAUCAAUAAUAUAUUUAGAGAAGUUGUACCUGGUAACUUAACAAGAUGGACAGUGACUAAGUUAACCCCUUACUCCACCUAUAUAUUCAAGAUAGAGGCGUGUACUGUAGCUGGAUGUAGCAUUAGUGCUGACUCCAGGCCUGUACAGACAUUUGCUGCAGCUCCUGAGGGUGUAGCAAGGCCUACUCUUAUCUCUGAAACACCUACAUCUGUGCUAGUCCAAUGGACAUCCCCAUCCUCACCCAAUGGCAUCCUACAGGGUUACACAUUGCAACGCAAGGACUUCAACUCAACAAUCAUCACAGAUAUUGAGCAGUUUGGACCAACUGCAAGCAAACGCUACGUGGAUGAAGAUAAAGUGUUGACCCCUUAUACAGUGUAUGAGUAUAGGGUGGGGGCCAUCAGUGGGCCUGGUACAACAUACAGUCCCUGGACACCAGUUACAACUAAACCAUCAAACCCAGGGGGAUUGAGUCCACCUAUAGUGCGUAUAUUGGGUCCUCGAAGCAUGGAAGUGAAGUGGCAACCACCAAUACAGAGCAAUGGCCAACUUGAAUUGUACAUCGUGAAACUACCAGCACCAUCUGUUGAGCUACGCAAUCUCACCCAGUUAAUGGUUGUAGUCGAGGAUCUGAUACCAUUUACAGAGUACUUUGUGACAGUGACAGCGUGUAAUGAAGCUGCUUGCACUGAAAGUGGUGUUACCAAGGUAACAACUGACCCUACUCUUCCUGAGGGACAAGGACCCCCAGAUGUGACCCCCAUUUCUCAGACGUACAUCUAUGUCUUAUGGCAGCGUCCUGAAAGACCUAAUGGACCAGGACUACGCUAUGAGGUGGAUAGACGCAAAAUCAGCCAGCCCUUAGAUUCAUCAGCAACAAAUUUCUUGUCAUGGGAAAGUGUUUAUACUGGAGCAGAGACAUUCUAUGAAGACAGAGGCCUCAGUAUAUUUACAACAUUCAACUAUCGAGUGACUGUUUAUAACGAUUAUGGUCAGGUGACAAGUGUUCCAUCUAUAGAUGUCACUACUUUUGGCGGCGUGCCAACCAAGUCUCCAAUUGUCAGUGCAUAUGCAAUAAGUCAUGUGGCCAUCUCAUUCAACUGGACCCUUCCAAGUGUUGUUGAGCUCCAGGGAUCUGUUAGCGAAUACCAGUUAAAGGUCCUGGGUGGGGAAAUAAAUAAAACACUCACAUACAUCGAGACAGACACCAUGAUCAUUGUUAAUGAGCUUGAGCCAAGUACGCGAUAUACUCUCACAUUGACAUCAUUUAUGCAUGGUGGCGCCACUAUCUCCAGUACACCAGCCAUUGCUACAACCUUAGAUGGAGCACCUGAAGGUUUGUCACCACCUCAGCUGAUUGUUGUGGAUGAUACAACUCUCCAAGUACUCUGGAGUGCCCCAGCACGUCCCAAUGGUGAUGUCAUAGCAUACUUCAUUCACCUUGACGAUAAGAAGAUUGACACAGGGCUCACGGUUGCUGGCUCGUUCAUGUUGUAUAAACUUCAGCCACAUACAGUCUACUCAGUACAGGUUGAAGUUUGCACUGUGUAUGCAUGCUUGAAGAGCAACGCCACCUAUGGGACAACAGCCGAAGCUAUUCCACAAGAACUCAGCAAACCCCUGUUGGAUGUCCUAAGCCCUUACACCAUCGACAUCUCUUGGACCUCACCUGUCAAACCCAAUGGAAUCAUCACAAAGUAUGAUUUGUUACGUCGCCAUAAAGAACCAUGUGAAAACCAAGUCGAGGAAAGUGAACCCCAAGCCACUAAGUGUACCUAUAUCCAAUGUGAUGCAAGGGAGCGUCUGUGUGAUACUACAUGUUACUCAGGACCAAAGACAUGCUGUAAUGGGGUCCUACAUGAUAACAAACAAGACUAUGUAUGCUGUGGUAGCAGCUACCUGCCCUUACCACUUAAUGACACUGCUGUAUGCUGUGGGGAACAAUUCUACAACUAUUUAGAUAACCAUCAAUGCUGUCAUGAUAAGUACUUAGAGGUCCUACCAGGUGAAAUCUGCUGUCCAGAUAGCAGUCAAGAUAGAGAAGACAUUGGCUUUGGGGACACUUGUUGUGGUUCUAUUCCCUUCCUGUCAUCGGGGGCUCAGAUAUGUUGUAAUGGUAAGCUGUAUGAUAAACACAAUCAGCAAUGUUGUGGCGACACUGUUCAACCUGCUACCAUGAUAUGCUGCGGUAACUCCACCUAUGGUCAAGCAUAUGCACCACUAGAGGGAGCCAGCUGUUGUGGGGCAGAAUACAAGAUGGAUGAUGUAUCUGUUUGUUGCAGCGAUACACUGGGAAGAUCAAAGGUACAUACCUACAGUUCAGCAGAUGGUAAAGCCAACUCUAAUGAAGUAUGUUGUAGUCUAGAACGCAUCUCAACCAGCCUUAGCUGCUGCAAUGGUAUGGGGUACAGUGCCUUCACUCAGACAUGUGCUGAUGUCUCUAAUAUGGAGCCAGCUUGUGGCUCAGGCAGAGUGUGUCCCAUCAGCCAACAAGGAACAGCAUUCUGUGAUAGAUGUGACUUUGACAGGACCAGCCACUACUGUGGCUCUGUUCCUGGGUACUACAAUACCUCCCCUACCACUCCACCAUCAACCCCUGCCCCAGGGACUAUGUGCUACACCACACCUGAGAAGCUUUUCACAGGAAUGGGAUUCAGAUUCACUGACACUGGCCUAGUGCCAUUCACAAGUUACGAGUACUCAGUAGUUGUAUCCAACAGAGCAGGGAGCUCAUCUAGUGGCUAUACUGAGCAAACUACACUUCAGACUGUACCAGGGGAGGUACUUGCACCCCAGGCUAGAGUUGAACCAGGCAUAACUGAUACAAUACACCUCUCUUGGGAGCCACCUGUCUACCCUAAUGGUGAGAUUACCCACUAUAUACUGAAGAGAGACAAUGUGGAAAUAUACAGGGGCACCAGACUCACACUGGUGGAUAAUAACACAAUACGCCCUUAUCAGAUGUAUGCAUAUACACUACAAGCCUGCACAGUGGUUGGUUGUGCUAUGAGCCCACUGGUCAAAGUGAGUACCCUCCAAGCAAGACCGGAGAAUGUCUCACCACCAGAUGUCAUUGCAAUCAGUCCAACCAGCCUCCUUAUCACAUGGAAUGCCCCAGGACGUGCGAAUGGAAUCCUCUCCCGCUAUAUACUUUCUGAGGCUACCUUGGGUGAGAUCUACAACAGUGAGGAUGUAGACACUCGCAGGUACACGCUAACAGACCUGGAUGCCUAUGGGCAAUAUGAACUGAUGCUAACAGCUUGUACUGAGGCAGGGUGCCAACAUAGUGACAAUGUCACCAUCAGAACGCAGGAAACUACUCCCCAAG
Messenger RNA from Owenia fusiformis, 11280 nucleotides. The record is from the annotation of a GenBank genome assembly. NCBI's taxonomy places the organism in Eukaryota, Metazoa, Annelida, Polychaeta, Sabellida, Oweniidae.